This is a messenger RNA of Bemisia tabaci, 1113 nucleotides long. Its product is annotated as ADP-sugar pyrophosphatase. Gene Ontology annotation, cellular component: nucleus. Gene Ontology annotation, molecular function: ADP-ribose diphosphatase activity. Gene Ontology annotation, biological process: ribose phosphate metabolic process; nucleoside phosphate metabolic process. The record is from RefSeq and is a predicted model, not a curated record. NCBI's taxonomy places the organism in Eukaryota, Metazoa, Arthropoda, Insecta, Hemiptera, Aleyrodidae.
AGUGCUGAAACAGCAGAGCAGAGGUGCACACACGCUGACCACCACCAGGGGACGGUGGUGGCGACCGGGGCGGAGACGGGGAGAGGGCAUGAAAACAAAUAAACAGUUAUCACGCCUGGCUAUGCUACAGAGUGAUCAGGCGUGAUUUGAGCAUUAGUUGUGAUGAUGCUGCCGGUCAGCGGUGUCAGUGCUGAUUGCUGAUUAGUGACGAAAGCUCGUAUAAAUACUCCCGGCGCGGCGGUUCGGACCGACAGUCGAUCCACCCUGCUCCGCCGCUCAAGUUCAGUGACUUCCGCUACGGUCAGUGUGUUUUCUAGUUGACUCGACUACCCGCCAAUCACCAUGAUGGAGGUUGAUAUACCCCGGAACGAUCUCAAUUCCGAGAUCAUCAUUCGCACCAACGACAAAACCGUUUCCAGUGUCAUCCAACAGGAAUCCAUCGCCCAAGGAGAAAGACUCACCCUCUCUAGAGUUUCGUAUUUCGACAUUAACGGAUACAAAAGGUGUUGGGAAGGAGCCACAAGAAUAGCCAGAAGAGAUGGCAACAGGGUUGAUUCCGUUACAGUACUAGCUUUCUACAAAAGACUUCUGUACCAUGACUGUAUUAUCCUAGUGAAGAAAUUCAGACCAGCCCUAAAAACCUACACGAUAGAAAUGGUCUCAGGUUUAGUUCAAGAGAACGAAGGAGCAGGAGAAACAGCACUUAGGGAACUAUACGAACACACCAACCUGUUUGGAGCUGUCAAAACGAUAGGAACUCCAUUAUCCACAGACCCCAACUUCAGUAAUUGUAUGACUAGAUUCGUCACAGUUAAUGUUGAUGGAGACAAUCCCAUGAACAGGAAUCCAAAACAAAGUGAAGACCCAUUCAAAGAAACUAUUAUCAUUCCAGUCUCAGAAUUAAGAGCUAGACUUAUUGAAUUUGCCGCCGAUAACUACAUUGUAGAUUCAAGAUUAGAAGUUUUCGCAAUUGGAUCAGUAAUGGGAAAUGUUAGCAGAAAAUCAAAUAAAUUAGUCCCAACGUGUGUAUUAAAAUAAAUUAGUUUGUAAGGAAAUCGUGUUUCUCUGAUUUGCCUUUAUCCUUUCAAAUUAUAUUCUUUUUUCUAUAAUCCA